GAAGUCCGGGCAGCCCCGAUGUCCCGCCAGUAGCGCGGGCUGGAGGCAGGCAGCGGCUGCAGGAUGGAGCAGGGCGCGUCCGUCUUCGACCUGCCUAAGGUAGAACUUCAUGUCCACCUGGAUGGCGCUAUUAAGCCAGAAACAAUCUUAUACUUUGGCAAGAAAAGAGGAAUUCCGCUCCUUGGUGACACUGUUGAAGACCUCUUGGAGCACAUCAGUUACUCGGAGCCACUCACUCUCACCCAGUUUCUAGAAAAGUUUGCUCUCUACAUGCCUGCCAUUGCGGGGGACCGUGAUGCUGUGAGAAGAAUAGCCUAUGAGUUUGUAGAAAUGAAAGCAAAAGAAGGUGUCAUCUAUGUUGAGGUCAGGUACAGCCCUCAUCUCCUAGCCAACUGCAAAGUUCAUCCUAUUCCAUGGGACCAAGAAGAGGGCGACUCACUCCGGAUGAAGUGGUUCACCUCGUUAAUCAGGAUUACAGGAUGGAGAAAGGGAUUUCAACAUCAAAAGCCAGGCUGGUCAUUGGAGGUGGUGGAGCUGUGUAAGAAAUACCAGAACAAUACGGUGGUAGCUAUAGACCUGGCUGGGGAUGAGUUGGUGUCCGAGACCUUCCCAGAGCAUAGGAAGGCUUAUGAGGAAGCUGAAAGAUGUGGCAUUCAUCGCACUGUCCAUGCUGGGGAGGUUGGGCCACCCUCUGUCAUCAAGGAGGCAAUCAAUGUCCUGAAGACAGAACGGAUCGGCCACGGCUACCAUGUCCUGAAAGACCCAGCCCUUUAUAGGGAGCUGUUGAGCAAGAAGAUGCAUUUUGAGACCUGUCCUUGGUCCAGUAUCCUCACCGGAGCAUGUGAUCCAGACUUUAGGAAACACCCAAUAAUUCAGUUUAGGAAAGAUAAAGCCAAUUACUCCCUGAACACUGAUGACCCACUCAUUUUUAACUCUUCAAUUGAGACUGAUUACAAAAUAGCUAAGCAGUCCCUGGACUUCACUGAAAAGGAGUUCAAGAGAGUGAACAUCAAUGCAGCUCAGUCCAGCUUCUUGCCUGAGAAAGAAAAGAAGAAGCUUCUCAGUGAACUGUAUGAAGCCUACAAGAUGGUCCCAAACAACCCAUCCUAAUCCUGCUUCUACCAGCCGGCAAGGUGCAUUCACCUCUCCCCAUGUGUGCUCGACUCCUCUUUGUUUUAGUGGGAGCAUAGGGGGAGGAGAUGCCAUGACACCAGCACAUAAUACUGGUAUUAUUAUGCUGACCUUAACAGUCUGAGGCAUAUACUAUAAAUCAGUAUUUCCAUGGUUCCCACCAUAUAUACCUACCUAAACACCCACAUACUAAAUACAUAUCUGAUUUCCUAUAUUUCUGAUGCACAAAUGUACAGGUGGCAUUUUCUGGCAUAAUUCCGUUGUGGCUUAUGCUGGUUUUACAUCCUGGUGUAAAUGAGAGCAAAAUAAGGCCCUCUUUCCUUGUGGUGGUGGUAGCAACAUUUUUAUGCGACUUUUUGGUGCUCUAGUUCCAUUACUGAUCUACCUUAGUCCCUCUCUGCACUACAAACGUAAUCAUGUUGAGCAGCAGCUGUGGUCAAACCAUGGUAGAAGACAGGUUUUUCCUCCCACCUUGCUUGUGUGCGUCGAACUGGGUGAAAUGCAGCUUUAGUCACCCCAGAGCCAUUCACGAAUUUGCCUUGCAUUUGCUGAGUGCAAACUGAAACAUGCCAGUGACCUAACUCAAAAUGUUUCAAAUUUGUCCAUUUGUCUAGUGUGCAGAGGCCAGGGAGGACCUCCCUUUUACAGCCUUUAGCCCGUUGGUUAGGGUGCUGUCCUGGAAAGGGCUGCUCAGCCUACUGAAAAGACCUGACUGGACCAGAACCCAAGCUGAGCACAGCUGACCUGAGAGUGUCAAGUCUUUUUUGGAACGGACCUCCUGAACCAGUCCCAAUCUGCAUCAUCACUGCCACCACCUUGUCCUUAGGGCUCGGCCUGGUAGGAGUUAGUCACUCCUCACUCCUCCUCUGGCUACCUCUUGCCCAUGGUGAUGCCUGUGUGUCCCCUUGCCAGCUGCCCCCACCUUGCUGCGCUGAGGUAUUGCAAUUUGUCAGCAUGCCCAGCCCCGAGGGUCAGGUUUUUUCAGAUCUGACCCUGACAGACCUACUUUUCUACCUUAUGAAGAAGAAAGAAUUGAACAUGGGUCUCACACAUUGAAAGAGACCACCCUACCCAUUGGGCUAUGGGAUAUUCUGGUGUGGGGCUUUCUCCCUUUCCCCUGUGAAAGCUGUUCUACUGAAUGUAAAUAAUUAAAUAGUCAUUAGAGCUGGGACUUCAACUUGGGUCUCCCACAUGCUAGGUGAGUGCCCUAACCACCAGGCUAUUUUCACUUUAUUCCUAGCCCAGUGACUCUUCACUGUCAUUCAAAGUGGCAGUUCAUAGUCAUUAGAAUGACUCUGUAUCCUGAUGGGUAGGGCACUUUGCUGCUGCUCAGGGAGACUUAUUCAAAUCCCUUUUCCACAUCUGACAGAGGGGGAACUGAGCGCAGGUCUCCCACCACUGGGCUAAAGGUUAGAAGUAAGGUGGUCAUCCUCCCCCCACAACUCGCACCCGGCAUUUCAUCAUUUCUUCUUUGCUUUUGACAAAUGCCCCAAAUUGAAAAAUGUCAUGUUGGAAUGAAACCUUUUGCUUCAGCUUGACUUUUCAACUUUUUGAGUCACCAUUUUUUUUUAAAUACUUGUUUUCAAUUCAACCCAAAAUUAAUUUUUUUUUAAUUGUCUCAGAAUGGCCAGUGAACCGAAAAAUCCAUUAUUCACCCAGUUGUAGUGUGCAUAUUAUAAUCAUAUGAGAGAACCCUCUUCUGAUGCUGGUAGAUUCCUAAAUAAAUAGUUUAUUCACGGUUUAUUCUUAUUUGUAUGGAUAGAAAAGACAGUGUUAAAACACAGUUUGGCCAUAACAGUAUGUACACAAGGUUUAUUUUGACUGUAAAUGGGGACUAAGAACAAGAUGGAAAAUGCAGCAGUAGUUGCACUUAGGCUUUUUGGUUGCAGAAAUACAGUAACUUUUUUUUUUUUAAUUUAGCACUUAUUUUGUACUUUUUUUUAUUUAUUAAAAAAAAAAAAAGCUGUGUUGCAACACCUGAAAUCUCCAAAAUGUCACUGCAGAUGAGAGCAUAUAGUUUGGUUUCAGGACACCAGAGGGAAUGUUUGGGGAGUCCAGAGGCCUCCAGAGGUUUGCUGCAUGUACAUAUAAAGUUAGUGCACAUUUUUACAAUUUCAGGACAAAAUUCUCCUCUCCGAUUCUCCACUCCAGCAUUCUGCACUUCGCAUGUGAGUCAGACUCUCAGGGGCUGAAUUUUGUUCUUACUCUCUAUUCUAUUCUAUUCUAUUCUAUUUCUUUUUUUUUUAAGAUUCUUAAAAAUGUGGUUAACUUCUAUGUUCAUUUUUUCAUCCCUCUUUCUGACAUAAGGUAACUUUCAGGCACUAUUAGUAGAACUAAGUGAAUAAACUAAUGAGCUACUGUCCAAUAUAUAGUUAAAUGGCCCAGAUGCCACAAGUGUUUCAGAAGGUACUUAGCAGAAUUCUUGCUGGAAGUCCUGUCUUCAGUAUGUUUGAGAAUUUACAAAGAAAAUAUUAAUAUAAUUCCUAUGCCAUUUUGGUGCAUUAUGACACUGUUCUCCUUUUUAUGCAAAGAAAUGAUUGCAUGUUUGGUUGGAUGUAGGUUUCAGAUACUUUUACCUCUGAAGAAUCUGUAAAUAGGGCUGAGGAAACUGGUAGAGGGGGCAGGGAGUGGGGAGAACCCCAGUAUCACAAGUGGCUGCAAAGACCUGGACUCAAAGCUACCAACACCAAAAAGUUGCCUCUGAUAAAGGGCUACGUUCACCAUUCUCCUAGACAUUGGAAGAUGGCUGGGAUUUACUGCUCUGAUUUCAGACAUCAGCAAGCCAGUGAUGGGCUGCUAUAAUGAUUUUUAUAAAUGAAUACAAAAUGCUCUUCUCUUAAAUACAUUGUGUUUAUAUACACAAAUAUAUAAAUGAAUUAUUUUUUCAAAGUCAAUGAUAAGUUGUCAGUGUUAAGAAUGAUUCUAACGUUUGUCACCCACAAUCUUUUUUUGUUUGGAAAUCUCUCUUCAGAAAUAGCUUGUGAGAAACAGCUGUUUGCAUUCUGGAGACGCUAAGUGAAAUGUUGUUCUGGUUUAAUAAAAUAAUUUUAUAUUU
Chelonoidis abingdonii (Abingdon island giant tortoise) is the source of this 4186-nucleotide messenger RNA. Lineage: Eukaryota; Metazoa; Chordata; Testudines; Testudinidae. The record is from RefSeq and is a predicted model, not a curated record.